AUGGCCCGAGUCUGGUUCACCACUGGUUCUUCUCGAGGCGUUGGCCGCGCCUUGGUCGAAAAGAUCCUCGAGUCAGGCGAUGUCGUCGUCGCAACUGCUCGCAACCCAUCUCAGCUCGACGACGUUGUCGCCAAGUAUGGAUCCGAUAAGAUCCUUGCAACCGCUCUUGAUGUAACAGACUUCGAACAAGCCAACAACGCAGCCAAUGCAGCUAUUGACAAGUUUGGCCGCAUCGACGUGGUCGUCAACAACGCCGGCUACGCAGACAUGGCAUCAAUCGAAGAUGCAGACAUCAAAGGCUUCCGUGAGCAGGUUGACGUCAACCUCUUCGGAGUUGUCAACGUUACAAAAGCCAUCGUGCCUAUCAUGCGCAAACAAAAGUCCGGCCAUUUUAUCCAAGUCUCAAGUGUCGGAGGCCGCGUCGGUACACCCGGAGCAGCAGCCUAUCAGAGUGCCAAAUGGGCCGUAGGAGGAUUUUCAACUGUUCUAGCACAAGAAGUGGCCCCCUUCGGUGUCAAGGUUACAGUCGCUGAACCUGGUGGCAUCAAGACUGAGUGGGCCACCACCGCCACUGAGACAGCCAAGGUCAGCGAGCCUUAUGAGCAGACUGUCGGCCAGAUGAUUCAACUGGUCAAGAGACACUCAACGUGGACUGAGGCAUCUGAGAUAGCUAGGGCUAUUAUUCACCUUUCAAAUGUGGAGGAUCCCCCAUUGAGAAUCAUCCUGGGCAAGGAUGCGCUUCAAUAUGCUCAUAUGGCGGCCAAGGCACUUGCUGAGUCUGAUGAGAAGUGGGACAGUGUCUCAAACCUGGAGUUCUGA
Fusarium musae is the source of this 819-nucleotide messenger RNA. RefSeq lists its product as uncharacterized. Lineage: Eukaryota; Fungi; Ascomycota; Sordariomycetes; Hypocreales; Nectriaceae. The record is from RefSeq and is a predicted model, not a curated record. The transcript has a single exon. The coding region runs from base 1 to 819 and encodes 272 amino acids.